AUGACGCUAACUCUAGUGAAGGGGACCGUGAAGUGGUUCAACAUCACCAAGGGGUUCGGCUUCAUCUCCCCGGAGGACGGAAACGACGACCUCUUCGUCCACCAGUCCUCCAUCAAGGCCGACGGCUACCGCAACCUCAACGAGAAAGACAUUGUCGAGUUCGAUGUCAUCACCAGCGACGACGGGCGCACCAAGGCCGCCAACGUCACCGCACCAGGAGGAGGCGCGCUCGCCGGUGGGGGCGGCUACGGCGGCGGUGGUGGCGGUGUCGGUAGCGGCCGCUACGAAGGAGGAGGAGGCGGCAGCGGCCGCGAGUGCUACAAGUGCGAUAAGGAGGGCCACAUCUCCAGGGACUGCCCCCAGGGAGGCGGUUGCGGCGGUGGCUACGGAUGCGGUGGCGGUAGCGGCGGCGGCGGCGGUGGCGGCUGCUUCUCCUGCGGCGAGUCUGGCCACUUCUCCCGCGAGUGCCCCGACAAGGCUUACUAG
This is a messenger RNA of Hordeum vulgare subsp. vulgare (domesticated barley), 486 nucleotides long. Its product is annotated as cold shock protein 2-like. The transcript is spliced from 3 exons. Bases 1 to 486 code for a protein of 161 amino acids. Gene Ontology annotation, molecular function: zinc ion binding; nucleic acid binding. Lineage: Eukaryota; Viridiplantae; Streptophyta; Magnoliopsida; Poales; Poaceae. The record is from RefSeq and is a predicted model, not a curated record.